Messenger RNA from Xyrauchen texanus (razorback sucker), 7168 nucleotides. RefSeq lists its product as uncharacterized. NCBI's taxonomy places the organism in Eukaryota, Metazoa, Chordata, Actinopteri, Cypriniformes, Catostomidae. Gene Ontology annotation, molecular function: protein binding. The record is from RefSeq and is a predicted model, not a curated record.
AUGUAUUUGCUGAUUAUAACCAGGAAAAGUCCGAGAGCUGCAUCUCGAGAACACAGCUGUGCCAGAUCCAUCACUCAACCCCCCAAAUUAAGUGAUGGAGCAGAGACAUCUGAGCUCAUGCAGCACUACACAGAACCAGCUCUUGAGACACGCAUACUACUGGAGAAAACUGGAGACCAGCAACAGGAUUCUUGUCAACCAGUAGAUAAUGUCCUGCAGAAUGUCAAACAGAAACACAAAACCUACAUGAAGAACAAGUAUAAAAGCUUAUUUGAAGGAUACAAAAGACCAGUGAAUAAAACACCUCUUGAAAAGGUUUACACACAGCUCUACAUCAUAGAGGGAGAGAGUGAAGUGGUGAAUGAAGAACAUGAGGUUUUACACAUGGAGAAAACAGCCAGAACUCAACACCAUCAAGACACUCCAAUCUACUGCAAUGACAUCUUUAAACCUGAAGCAGGAUGUGAGGAGAAGAGAAAAGACCAAAUAAAGACUGUUCUUACUAAAGGCAUCGCUGGAAUUGGGAAAACAGUCUCUGUGCAGAAGUUUAUUCUGGACUGGGCCGAGGGAAAAGCCAAUCAGGAUGUAGACUUCAUGUUUGUGCUUCCAUUUCGAGAGAUGAACUUCAUUAAAGAUGAGCCGUACAGUCUUUACAAACUUCUGCUGGACUUUCAUCUUGAACUUCAUGAUCUGGACCCAAAGAUUUAUUAUGAGUGUAAAGUUGUGUUCAUCUUUGACGGUCUGGAUGAAAGCAGAAUUCCACUGAUGUUUUCAGACCAUGAGAAAGUUUCUGAUGUAACUAAGACUACAUCAAUGGGUGUGCUGAUGUCAAACCUCAUCAAAGGAGAUCUGCUUCCCUCUGCUCUCAUCUGGAUUACCUCCAGACCAGCAGCAGCCAAUCAGAUCCCCAACAAAUACAUCAAGCGAGGAAUAUUUCAGGAAGAGAAUCAGUGAUGAGCAUCAAGCAGCAGAAUCAUCUCACACAUUAGAAGAGCAAGAAGCCUCCACAUUAUGUGCCACAUACCAGUCUUCUGCUGGAUCUCAUCCACUGUGCUUCAAAACAUCCUGAAACAAGAUGACAGUGCAGAAAUCCCUCAAACUCUGACUGAAAUGUACAUCCACUUCCUGCUCAUUCAGAUCAAUGUGAGGAAUCAGAAAUAUGAAGAGAGAGAUCCAGAGAAACUCUUGCAGUCCAACAGAGAAGUGAAUGUGAAACUUGCUGAACUGGCUUUCAAACAGCUGAUGAAGGGCAAUGUCAUGUUCUAUGAGGAGGACCUGAGAGAGAGUGGCAUAGAUGUCACUGACGCCUCAGUGUAUUCUGGGAUCUGCACUGAGAUCUUUAAGGAGGAAUCUGUGAUUCAUCAGAGGAAAGUCUACAGCUUCAUACAUCUCAGCUUUCAGGAGUUUCUGGCAGCUUUUUAUUGGUUCCACUGCUUUUUGAGUAGCACUAUGGAGGCACAAAAAUGUUUUGAUUCAUUGCAUAAUUUGCUGAGAGGAAUAGUAGAUAAAGCUCUGCAGAGUGAAAAUGGACACUUGGAUCUUUUCCUUCGAUUCCUGCUGGGCAUCUCACUGGAGUCCAAUCAGAGACUCUUACAGGAUCUACUGACACACACAGAGAACAGUUCAGAGUGCAUCAAGAAAACCUCACAGUACAUUAAAGACAAAAUCAAAGAUGGACGUGGACUCUCCACUGAAAGGUCCAUCAAUCUGUUCCUCUGUCUGCUGGAGAUGAAAGAUCAGACUCUAUACAGAGAGAUUCAGGAGUUUGUGAAAUCAGAGAAACACUCAGAGAAUAAACUUUCUCCUGCUCAAUGUUCAGCAAUCUCCUACAUGCUUCAGAUGUCAGAGGAGGUGCUGGAUGAGCUGGACCUGAAGAAAUACAACACAUCAGAGGAGGGUAGAAGAAGACUGAUACCAGCAGUGAUCAACUGUAGAAAAGCCCUAUUUGCUGACAGUAAUCUCACUGGUCAGUGUUGUGAAAUUGUGGCUUCAGCUUUACAAUCAUCAAACUCCCUUCUGAGAGAUUUGGAUCUGAGUAACAAUGACCUGCAGGAUUCAGGAGUGAAGCUGCUCUCUGAUGCACUGAAGAGUACAAACUGUAAACUAGAGAUACUGAGAUUAUCAGGCUGUAUGGUGACAGAGGUCGGAUGUUGUUAUUUGGCUUCAGCACUAAGUUCAAACCCCUCACACCUGAAAGAGCUGGAUCUGAGCUUCAAUCACCCAGGAGAAUCAGGAGUCAAACUACUCACUGAGACACUCGAUUCAAACUGCACACUGUACAAACUCAACUUGGACAACAGAGAGCCCUGUAGGAUUAAACCAGGACUACAAAAAUAUUUCUGUAAUCUCACUUUGGAUCCAAACACAACAAACACUUGUCUCAUUCUGUCUGAGGAGAACAGAAAAGUGACAUGGGAGAAAGAAAAACAACCAUAUCCUGAUCAUCCAGAGAGAUUUGAUCACAUUCCUCAAGUUCUAUGUAGAGAGAGUCUGACUGGACGUUGUUACUGGGAGGUUGAAUAUAGUGGCUGGGUCCGUGUAGCCAUGACGUAUAAAGGAGUCAGUAGGAAAGAAGGGAGUAACAGUAUGUUUGGACUCGAUGAAAAUACAUGGAGUCUUUUCUGCACUGGUAAUGGAUUCAAUAUCUGGCACAAUAAUAAGAACGCAAACAUAUCUGUCCCUACAUCACAAUCUAACAAAGUCGGAGUGUAUCUGGACUGGUCGGCUGGCACUCUGUCCUUCUACAGCAUCUCUGACACACACACACUCACACACUUACACACAUUCAACACCACAUUCACACAGCCCCUCUAUGCUGGAUUUAGAGUUUCUAAGGAUUCUUCCGUGUUCCUGUGUUUUUUGAGCAAGCACAGGCUGAAGCACCUCCCACAGUCCCUACAAAGUAUCCACUCCAGAGAGAGAGAGAGAGAGGAGGGGAACACAGCCUCUAAAAUGAGUCUACAUGAGCAGAUAGAGAUGGAGAACACUGCAGAAUCUCCAGAAUCCAGCUUUGUGUCUAUGAAGAGUGACCGAUCCAAGAUUAAGCUCCCUGAAAACAGUGAUGGAACAUUGACCGCUGACCCCAGACUGCAGAUCCAGGGAGCAGUAUCUUUGGAAACCAUCUGUUUGUCAAUGAAGAGUGAUCAAUCCAUAAAUCUUCCUCAAAAAUUCAGUGAUGAAUUUGACCCCAGUGUGCAUAGGGAUGAUCUGAUCCAGGUUCAAUUAAGGUGUGAAGUUAAUGAGCAGAUUCAGAGAGAUCCAGUGUCUAUCACCUGUGGACAUAGUUUCUGCAAACACUGUAUCAGCUGCGACUGGGACCAGACCAGUCCAUUGAAAGACUUUGACUGUCCUCAAUGCAGAAAGAGAUGUAGAACACGUCCUGUUAUAUACACACACAAAGUCAUGGGAGGAUCUAGUUCUGCUGGUUCUGUUCACUUCUACACAGAACCAGACUGGCAAGAGGAGAUUGGAGACCCUGAACAGGAUUCUCACCAACCGGCAGAUGAUGUCCUGCAGAGAGUAAAAGAUCAACACAAAGCCAGCAUGAAGAACAAGUAUGAGAUCUUAUUUGAGGGAAUCAAGCUACAAAUUAAUCAAACCCUCCUGAACAGGAUUUACACACAGCUCUACAUUAUAGAGGGAGAAAGUGAAGGGGUGAAUAAAGAACAUGAGGUUUUACACAUGGAGAAAAUACCCAGAACUCAACACUUACAAGACACUCCAAUCUACUGCAAUUACAUCUUUAAACCCUUACCUGAACCAGGAUGUGAGAAGAAGAGAAAAGACCAAAUAAAGACUGUUCUUACUAAAGGCAUCGCUGGAAUUGGAAAAACAGUCUCUGUGCAGAAGUUCAUUCUUGACUGGGCCGAGGGAAAAGCCAAUCAGUAUGUUGAUUUUAUGUUUGUGUUUCCAUUUCGAGAGCUGAACUUGAUUAAAGAUGAGCCGUACAGUCUUCACAAACUUCUGCUGGACUUUCAUCCUGAACUUCAUUAUCUGGACCCAAAGAUUUAUGAUGAGUGUAAAGUUGUGUUCAUCUUUGACGGUCUGGAUGAAAGCAGAAUUCCACUGAUGUUUUCAGACAGUGAGAAAGUUUCUGAUGUAACUAAGACUACAUCAAUGGGUGUGCUGAUGUCAAACCUCAUUAAAGGAGAUCUGCUUCCCUCUGCUCUCAUCUGGAUUACCUCCAGACCAGCAGCAGCCAAUCAGAUCCCCAACAAAUAUAUCAAGCGUGUGACAGAAAUUCAGGGAUUCAAUGACCCUCAAAAGGAGGAAUAUUUCAGGAAGAGAAUCAGUAAUGAACAUCAAGCCAGCAGAAUCAUCUCACACAUUAGAAGAGCAAGAAGCCUCCACAUCAUGUGCCACAUACCAGUUUUCUGUUGGAUCUCAUCCACUGUGCUUCAAAACAUCCUGAAACAAGAUGACAGUGCAGAAAUCCCUCAAACUCUGACUGAAAUGUACAUCCACUUCCUGCUCAUUCAGAUCAAUAUGAGGAAUCAGAAGUAUGAAGAGAGAGAUCCAGAGAAACUCUUGCAGUCCAACAGAGAAGUGAUUGUGAAACUUGCUGAACUUGCUUUCAAACAGCUGAUGAAGGGCAAUGCCAUUUUCAAUGAGGAGGACCUGAGAGAGAGCGGCAUAGAUGUCACUGACGCCUCAGUGUAUUCUGGGAUCUGCACUGAGAUCUUUAAGGAGGAAUCCAUGUUUCAUCAGAGGAAAGUCUACAGCUUCAUACAUCUCAGCUUUCAGGAGUUUCUUGCUGCAUUUUAUGUAUUUUACCAUUAUGUAAUAAAAAACUUUGACACAUUGAAGUUUUUUGACAUAGCUUACAGUCUUCAUGUGUAUGCAGUAGAUAAAGCUCUUCAGAGUGAAAAUGGACAUCUGGAUCUUUUCCUGCGAUUUCUGCUGGGAAUCUCACUGGAGUCCAAUCAGAGACUCUUACAGGAUCUACUGACACACACAGAGAACAGCUCAGAGAGCAUCAAGAAAACCUCACAGUACAUUAAAGACAAAAUAAAAAAUGGACGUGGAAUCUCCACUGAAAGAUCCAUCAAUCUGUUCCUCUGUCUGCUGGAGAUGAAAGAUCAGACUCUAUACAGGGAGAUUCAGGAUUUUGUACAAUCACAGAAAAACACAGAGAAUAAACUCUCUCCUGCUGAAUGUUCUUCAAUCGCCUACAUGCUUCAGAUGUCAGAGGAGGUGCUGGAUGAGCUAGACCUGAAGAAAAUCAACGCAUCAGAGGAGGGUAGAAGAAGACUGAUACCAGCAGUGAGGAACUGCAGAAAAGCCUUUCUUGCUGACUGUGAUCUCACUGGUCAGUGCUGUGAAAUUGUGGCUUCUGCUCUACAAUCAUCAAACUCCCUCCUGAAAGAGCUGGAUCUGAGUAACAAUGACCUGCAGGAUUCAGGAGUAAAGCUGCUCUCUGAUGCACUGAAGUGUCCUCACUGUACGCUGGAGAUACUGAGAUUAUCUGGCUGUAUGGUAACUGAGGUCGGCUGUUGUUAUCUGGCUUCAGCUCUGAGUACAAACCCCUCACACUUGAAAGAGCUGGAUCUGAGCUACAAUCACCCAGGAGAAUCAGGAAUCAAACAGCUGUAUGAGAGACUCAAUGAUCCAAACUACACACUAAAUAAACUCAAAUUAGAUUUUGGAGGGCUUUUAAGGAUCACGCCAGGACUACAAAAAUAUUUCUGUGAUCUCACACUUGAUCCAAACACAGCACACACUCGACUCAUUCUGUCUGAGGAGAACAGACAGAUUAAAUAUGUAGAAGAGCAUCAGUCAUAUCCUGAUCAUCCAGAGAGAUUUGAGCACUAUGAGCAGGUUCUGUCUAAAGAGAGUCAUUCUGGAAGAUGUUACUGGGAGGCUGAAUGGAGUGGCUGGAGUUAUAUAGGAAUGACAUACAAAGGAAUCAGCAGAAAAGGAGAGAAUCGGAGUAAAUUUGGAUACAAUGAAGAGUCCUGGAGUCUUUUCUGUAUUCCUGACAGAUACAGUGCCUGGCACAAUAAUACAAACAAAGACAUACCAGCCCCUUUACCCCAAUCUAACAGAGUAGGAGUGUAUCUGGACUGGUCGGCCGGCACUCUGUCCUUCUACAGCGUCUCUGACACACACACACUCACACACUUACACACAUUCAACACCACAUUCACUGAACCCCUCUAUGCUGGGAUUAGGGUUUAUGAAUGCUCAGUGUUACUGUGCCAGAUUAAAUAAUCUCCUGAGGCUGAGACAGAUUAACAAAAUCUAUUGGUCGUCAUCUCAGGUUCGUGAAAAACCUGGGAAUAUCUGGGAAUUCUUAAAUUGUGAUUUCCAAUCCUGUAAAGGACAUGGAAUGUAUCUAAGGAAUAUAUUUUUUCUAGUUAUGCUCAGCUCUAAAAUAUUUAAUCAGCUAGAAAUUUCUUAAUCACUUUAUGAUGAAUACAAAUAAAUAUAAACUCUCCCUGCCAUCCCCAUUUCUUACUGACAGAUGGCUUCAUCCUGUGUGCAGGUGGAUAUACAUGGGAUGGUAAAAUACACUUCAAAAUGCCUGACUUGGCAAGGUAUUAAUAGAAACACAGUCAAUUAUGUCGAAAGUAAAUGUUAACACCAGUACAUAAAAGCAAAUGUAUAUCAAAUAUUGGAUCUAUAUUGGUUACAACUGAGGACAUUUUGGUGUAGUGACAAUACUGCCUAAAAUGUACAUUUAAAUUGUGCAUGGUAGAUCUUACUAUAAUAGCAUUAUGAAAAAGUAGAUUUCAUGACAUAGAAAUGUGAGUUGUCAACCCCUUUAGGUUUAGAUGCAUUUGUCUUUAACUGUCAGUGCUUUAGAAUAGCUAGACAGCACAGUUGUUUUUCGGGAACAGAAUCUCAUGGUUAAAACAGCAUUUUAUUCUACUGCUCAGUGAUUCAUAGAUGCAGGAAACAUAAAACAGAAAGUGCCUUUUACUACUUAAAUGUCCAUGUAUGGGUGAUUGCUCAAUAAAGGGAACUGUUUUCUCCUUUUAAACUACAUUGUACAAAUUUUUAGCUUUAGAAUCUCUCUAUGUAGGCUUGUUCCAUCUCAGUCUGUUUCACUUCCCCUUUUGUUAAUUAAUAAUAAAUGCAUAAAGUUCCAAAAUCAUGUACAUUUUACUUUGCAGUUUUCCCAAUUAUCUUUUAAAGGGAGAGUUCAACCAAAAAUGACAAUUCAGUC